This is a messenger RNA of Microbotryum saponariae, 1908 nucleotides long. The record is from the annotation of a GenBank genome assembly. NCBI's taxonomy places the organism in Eukaryota, Fungi, Basidiomycota, Microbotryomycetes, Microbotryales, Microbotryaceae.
AUGUUUGCAUUCUUUGAAUUCGCAUGCCUCGCCUUCGCUAUCAUCACCACUGCUGCACCCAGUGUGGUCGGUUCGGUCGCCCACAAGACGUUCCGAGCCGUCGCGACGGGCACUCGUCACGUGCGUCAUUACAUGCAGACCCGUGACCCGGCCGACUUGCAUGCCAUCGAGACCGCGCCGUCCACCGGCGCAUUCUCGGCCAGCGAGUCGGGCUCGCACUCCACCUCAAGUGAGACGUGCUGCGAGCACUCGAACCACAGUCAAGCUCAACAUGAUAGUGGUGGUCAUCCUCGUCAUGUCUUUGAGCGCUUGCCGCGACUUCCUCGCGAGCCCAUCAUGGCGUUGGAGGCGGAGAAUCCUUUCGCCAAUCCUAGGCCCGCCGUCGUUGCUGCACCGUAAGCUCCCUUUUCGCCGACUCGGUUUGAAAAGACUGCGUCCAUUUCCUAACCAACUAAUUUUUCCCCGAGGUGGGUCUUCAGGACUUUGUCUCAACUCAUCACCGAUAAGGCAUUUGGUGAACGUUUCCUGCUCGAGCGGGGCAUGCUGUCGGGCAUGUCGCGCGUGGAGAUGACGGUCGAGACCGCGGGGCUCUGCAUCUCGGGCAACCUUCGCGUCUUCGAUUUCAGAGCCGACGUUCACCAUCAGCUGUUUACCUGUCAGAACUUUGCGAGUGAGCGAAAAGCAGUCCCCUGUGCAUAUCUGUGUGGAGAUAGUUUGAACUGAACUCGAGCUUCACUGCUUCUUGCCCUCUGCAGCGGGCAAGAUUGUCAAAACGGGACUCGACAGCGGCAAGUAUGAGACUCGUCAAAGUCAUGGAUCAGGCCGUAAAAAGUACGUCAGAACCCAGGCCCAGCGUUGGGUCAGAUCGCUUGUUCGGUCGUUCAGCGAAUCGGUUAUUGGACGCAGGAACGCAAAGCAAAAUACGGACGAAGAGUGGGAAUCGCAUGGGGUGGAAGAUCGCAAUGUUGCGGUACGCUCAAACUUACCGGGUUCGCUCUCGUGGUUCACGGAGGAGUCUACGGGUUUACUGACCUAUCUUGGGAGCCCAUCACGCCCGCAGGCUGUCGUUCUCAUCUGUGGGUUCUCGCCGAGUCAGCUCGUGCUCAGCGAAGCUUUUGUCAACUUUUGGGCCAGGCAUGAAGCGAAGAACAUGAAGCCCGACACGCCUCAACUUUCAGCUUUGAGCGAUCAUGCCGCGCAGAUGUUUGGUGAGUCGAUUUUCUGGCUUUACCUCUGGCGUGUUCAAACCCCCGCCGCUGACUGUUCGUUAAACUACCGCUUGCGCGCCACUCCCAGGCCUGUUCUUCUCAUGGCAGCAUCUUUGGGGCGGCACCUUGAUACAUUCCGAGGCCGGAACCAAGCAUGAUCAACAAGAUACCGCCGCGAGCGCUCACGCCACGUCAAAAUUGAUGUGGUCCAAGGCCACAGUCGACGAAGAGACGAUGGACGAACAGACGAGCAAGCAGCUCGUCCGCACGUGUGCUUAUGUCCGAGAUGGUGGAUCGACGGCCAAUAUGGAGCAGUUCGAGGCCGGACUUGACUUGGAAAACAUCGUCCCGAGCUUGAUCGUAAGCCCUGCCCAUUACAAUUCCUUUGGUGAAAGCCCUGUAUCUCUAUCCGGAGAGCACUAACUCUGCUUUCUUUCCUUCCUUUACCUGGUUCGUGCAGGCCGCGAAGGACCUCUGGAGGGCGGUCAAGGCAGUCCUGGAAGAGAUGGGCUACAAUGACGACACCAAGUCGAUCUGGAAUAAUACGGCGUCUUUCUUUGCCUUCAAGCUCGCUCGUUAUGCGACUCCAAACGAGGACGCCACGCCCGAGGAAGAAGCGGUACGCUUGAGCGAGUGGGGUUUGCUGCGCGACUUCUUGCACGACAACGCCGCUCGCUUCAAUUACCGCCCUCGCCCUUGA